Messenger RNA from Hippocampus zosterae (dwarf seahorse), 875 nucleotides. RefSeq names its product signal recognition particle 19 (gene srp19). The transcript is spliced from 5 exons. Bases 183 to 608 code for a protein of 141 amino acids. Gene Ontology annotation, molecular function: 7S RNA binding. The record is from RefSeq and is a predicted model, not a curated record. Gene Ontology annotation, cellular component: signal recognition particle, endoplasmic reticulum targeting. NCBI's taxonomy places the organism in Eukaryota, Metazoa, Chordata, Actinopteri, Syngnathiformes, Syngnathidae. Gene Ontology annotation, biological process: SRP-dependent cotranslational protein targeting to membrane; SRP-dependent cotranslational protein targeting to membrane, signal sequence recognition.
AAGAAGAAGGAAUCGACCACUUCCUGCCGGGGACUGUACUGGCGGUGCUGAAAGCGAACCACCGUACAUCCUCACAUAGUCGGCGAAUGAUCGUGCGUAAAGAAGCUACAAAGUCUUAUUUAUAGACUUUUUCCUUUAGUGGACACCCAGAACCCGCGGAGGUGCCAACACGAUUGCCAAACAUGGCCCAUUUAACGAAGAACCCUGCCGACAAGGAACGGUUCAUCUGCGUCUAUCCCGUCUACAUCAACAGUAAGAAGACUCUGGCCGAAGGACGAAGAAUCCCUGCCGAGAAGGCAGUGGAGAACCCGUCGUGCGCGGAGAUCCGCGACGUCCUGACAGCCGCCGGCGUGAACGUCCUGGUGGAGAACAAAAUGCAUCCCAGAGAGUGGAACCGCGACGUACAAUUUAAAGGUCGAGUCAGAGUUCAGCUGAAGGAGGCGGACGGCAGCUUGUGUCACGAUAAGUUCUCCUCGCGCAAGGAGGUGAUGCUGUACGUGUCCGAGAUGAUCCCCAAGCUGAAGAGUCGCGCGCAAAAGAGCGGCGGAGGCGAGAGCAGCUCGCAACAGGGCGACGGUGGAAAAAAGACCAAGAAGAAGAAGAAGUGACGCCGCCUCCGUUUUGUCCUCCCGACAUCCCUUUUGGUCAAGAGCGGAUGGUUUGCAUCCGGCCUCAAAGCGGACGGAACUCCUCGCCACACUUUGUUGUAUUUUGGAAACUUUUGCGAGUGCCGCGAAGCGCCGCAUCCCUUCCCCCCUCAGAACUUUUCUUUGGUUUAAAACGGAAGGAGCAAGAGUGUGACGUCAGAUUUUUGAAAGAAUGUUUCUUUGGUUCAAUUCUUACAGGACAACAUUAAAAAGUUUUGAUGAACUGCA